Molecule: messenger RNA, 131 nt
Organism: Acaulospora morrowiae
Lineage: Eukaryota; Fungi; Glomeromycota; Glomeromycetes; Diversisporales; Acaulosporaceae
Source: the annotation of a GenBank genome assembly
GAGGGGAGAGGAUGCACUUCCGUCACCGAGAUCCGUGAUCCAAUUAACGCCACAAACACUAAAAUAUAUGCGUCAACUGCAGAUGGCGAUCCUAAUUCUCACGUCUUCAUCCUUAUGUUACUACGUUUCGA